CAGUUGAGCCUGCUUGUGUGACGUAGGGUGAUAAUUGGUCUAUAGGAGACGAGAUAAGGAAACGUUUCCAUGUGAUUCAGCCGCCGAGCUAGCACUCUAGUCGAACUUACCUAGUGUUUCCAGGGCUCUCAAGUCUCACGCCCAUUCGCUCAGACUUCCCGCCUUUGGAGUUUCGCGCCAGUUAAGGUGGUCUCGCGGUCCAGUGGUAGUUUACCUCAGACUGAUUUCAUCUCAGGAUUGGAACACAUUAUCAGAAGCCCCACGGACCUCCAGACCCCCUUCUAGGAGACCAGCUGCUCCGACACACACACCUGCAUCACAGCCCCCCAUUGGGGAGGUAGCGGGACCCAGCAAGGGGGCCAGACCCACCCUGGAAGAGAUGCUGAGUGAGGAGGAUCUGGCCUUCCUCAGAGACGCCAGCCCCCCGACACAGACGCUCUCCCUGACAUCGGCGGGCCAGAGCACCAGUGGGGGGGGCACUCACGGAGGGGGCGCGGGAAACCCCGGACAGGGUUCCCGCGGGGUCUUAAAAAGUCUUAAAAAGUCUUAAAUUCGGAACUUUAAAUUCAAGGCCUUAAAACGUCUUAAAAACGGCCAUAUUUUCAUCCGAGGUCUUAAAUUUAAUUUAGUCAGGUCUUAAAAAUGGGGUUCUCUCGUUCAUUUCCAGAAACGGGCGCAGAAAGUUAUUACAAAGUAGCAAACAAAAAUUGAGUCAUAAAAUACAUAGCGGAGCUCUAGAGUCUUUGCUACAACGCUGCCCUGAGAACGUUGGUUCGGUGUGUUGUAGUUCUUUCGGGGGAUAUUGGUGAUGGUACGUACGUGGUGAUGGAACUACAAAUCCCAUGAUGAAUGCAUUGCAAUACUUGCCCGCGAAAUACGUUUGUGUCUCCUCAGAGUUUGAAAAGUUUGGUUAUGUGAGAAAAUGGGAAAGUGUAGUUUCAAAGAGUCAUGGCUAGAGCACAUCGAUUUCCGCUGUUGGUUAGUAGCGGUACCCAGCUCCAGGUACGAGGCUCGCUGUAAACUAUGUCUAAAAAAUAUUAAAUUAGGGACUCUGGGUGUGAAGGCGCUGGAGUCACACGCAAGAGCGGAGAAACACAAAGUAGCCAUAAAAUGCCUUCAGCGGACACAACCAAUUAGUGAGUUUUGUGCCUCACCCCUGCCUUCCCUGCCGUCUUCCUCCUCAAUGCCGGGCCCCUCCGGUCUUCAGCGCAAUAUCGCAGCUCCCUCGAACGACCUUCGGGCUACUUUUGGAUCGACUGACACGUCGAAAGCCGAGGUGCUGUGGAUACUGCACACGGUGACUAAACAUCACUCAUUUAAUAGCAACAGUGAGAUUGGCGAUCUUUUCCGAGUGAUGUUCCCUGAUUCGGUAAUUGCGAAGACGUUCACUUGCGGGCCCAACAAGAUCGCCUAUGUGGCAAGAUUUGGAUUGGGGGAGUUCAUAAAGAGGGAAUUGAUUCGUUCCAUAACCGGGCCGUAUGUCGUAAUGUUCGACGAAAGUCUUAACCAGACCACCAAGACCAAGCAACUUGACGUCCACGUUCGUUUCUGGAAUAAUGGCAAUGUAAAGUCGAGGUACCUGGGUUCACAGUUCAUGGGACAUGGGACAGCGCGGGACCUACUGAAACAUGUCAAAGAGUCUUUGGAUCAAUUGGACUGCAGCAGGCUGAUGUCAGUCUCCAUGGAUGGGCCUAAUGUUAACUUUAAGUUUUUAGAGCUCCUCCAGCUUGACCAUGCUGAGAACUACGGGGGUGCACAACUGGUGUCCGUUGGCAGCUGUGGGCUCCACACACUGCAUAAUGCCUUCAAGGCUGGCUUUUCGAUGUGGCAUGUGGACAAGCUACUAAAGGCAAUGCACACAUUAUUCCACCAUGUUCCAGCGAGGAGGGAGGACUACGUAAGAGUCACCAAGUCCACAGUGUUCCCUCAGCCAUUCUGCGGCCAUCGGUGGCUGGAAAACCUUCCGGUUAUCGAGAGGGCUCUGGCGGUCUGGCCAUCUCUCCAGCUAUACCUGGAUGCUGUGCACAGAAAAGAGCUGCCAAACCCCAAGACAACACUCUAUGUUGCAGACAUUUGGUCCCCUAUUUGGCCCUUUUCUCUUUUCCUAUUAGGGUAUUGGGUUAGCAUGGACAUCUUGCUUUUGUUAUUCCUUCUUCUAAUGGUCCUGCACCUGUUCUGUGUGCAGUGGCUCUUAUGUAUUUCACACAGGCUUUUUUGUUAUUGAAAACAUUAAAUAGGUGAAGAGUCGGUUUAGGUAUUGAGUGCUGUGAUUUAUCUAUAUAUGCAUAUUUGACUUUUCUUUUAUCACUCACUUUGUUUUAGGGGAUACCAUUGUCCAACAGUUUGAGUCUUUCCUGUCUGUUGAGGCAAGGAACGAAGAACUUCUCAACUUCCAGCCAUUUGAGAACCGACUAGACACCUUCCUACAUGAGGUUAAGCCGUCCCUAUCCUGCUGCUUGGGAUUUUUGCCAGAGGUUGCUCCUUCUUUCACAUGGGCAGGCCUCCGUUGAAAGGGGAUUUUCUGUUAACAAGGAGGUGGAGAUCGAAAACAUGCAUGAGGAGACCAUCGUCACAAAUAGGCUGAUCUGCGACCAUGUAGAGAUGCAUGGGGGUGUGACAAAGGUUCCCCUCACCAGAGAGCUCCUAACAUGUGUGGGUGCAGCCCGCUCAAGGUACCGCAUCUUUCUUGAUCAGGAGCGUACCAAGAAAGAAUCGGAAAUGCAGAGCCUGAAGAGAAAGCUGGCAGAUGAGGGUUUAGAGCAACUAAAAAAGAAAAAGACCAGUUUAAAGGAGGUUUCCGACUGUCUUGCCAGGGAGGCAGACAUGCUUGCCGAGGAAGCCGAGGGAAAGGCUGGCUCAAAGAUGGCCCAGCUCCUCUCCAAGUCAAAUGCCCUCAGAAGGGCG
Molecule: messenger RNA, 2904 nt
Organism: Hypomesus transpacificus
Lineage: Eukaryota; Metazoa; Chordata; Actinopteri; Osmeriformes; Osmeridae
Exons: 4
Coding region: 923-2224 (433 amino acids)
Source: RefSeq, a predicted model, not a curated record